Molecule: messenger RNA, 438 nt
Organism: Miscanthus lutarioriparius
Lineage: Eukaryota; Viridiplantae; Streptophyta; Magnoliopsida; Poales; Poaceae
Source: the annotation of a GenBank genome assembly
AUGACGGUGGCUGAGUGGCGUCGUUCUCGGCUAGAUGAACGCCGACGUGAUUUACAGCCGAAAUCCAUGGCGUCCGUACCUCGCUCUCCCGCAGCAAUGGACUACCACUCCCCUCCUCCUGGCAAUGAGGCAACCGCCAAGGUGAGGCCCAGGAAGAGUAGAAGGGACGAAAAGAAGACAGCGUUGUCAAGCAGCCGGCCCAUGACAGGGAAAUUUGUCGCGUGCUUGGCGAGCAAAGCGCAACCUGAAUGUCAACCAAUCAAAACUGAUUCAGCACCUGGAGUUGAUCAACAUAAAGAAUCAGUCGUGAUGCCACCGUUUGAUAUCGACGCGGAACUCUACAAGCUGGUCCACAGUAGUGAUAGUGACAUCGACAUUGUAUUUGCACUUCUGAUUGUGCUCUUGCUCAGAAAGAUAAUCUCAAAUCAUGAAUUCUGA